GACCUUCAUCCUCAUAUGACCUUUGAUAAGCAAUGUUGGAAGCGGCCUGAGAGGUCAUCCAUCUCAUCCGUCCCGUUUGUCAAGAUGCGCGGCAAGUUAUGUCUCGUCUCCUCUCUUAUUGUAGUUAUAGCUUGUUUGUGCAGCACGUUUCUCGGUUUUCCAAGUGCCUAUAUUCCUACAUCUUUGCUCAGUCUCUUCAAUCUUGACAAAACACAAGAUUCCACCAGCAACGAACAGAGUAUUAUUACAGCCUGGGACAAUUUUAUUAAACCUCCCUCUCAGAAAUUCAAACGCGUAUCUGUCGGGAUCAAUUCUUGUUUGGACAUUAUUAUUGAAGGAAUUCGAUUCUUGAAAGAUCUCCACAUUGAACCUGGGUCUGCCAAGGACCACUCACAACUUGAAACAUUUGACCAGUUACAGGAGACGUUUACACAUUAUUUCACAAAAGGCUCUGCUGCCGAAAGAACAUUCCAGGAUGUGGAAGCUUUCAAGAAAAUGGUUUCUGUGGCACAGUCACAACCUAAUGCUCAGAAAUAUUUAGGUGGAAAUGCUUUGUUGAUGGCCAACAAAAUUGCGUCGAAUUUUCCUGAGGUCAAGGUGCAAUAUGUUGGUCCCAUUGGCCCCAUUGUCCGAGAAGCGAUGCCUCAAAACAUUGACGUCCCCAAAGAGAGCUUGCUGUCAGAGGAUGAGGUUCACCUGAUACUGGAAUACAAAAUAGGUGAUGUGUGGGGCAAUCACACCAGCAUUGUGGCUAACCGUUUCAUUCUCAACAACAACUUAGCCAACCUCAACCAAGCCCUCAUGAAAUUCUUUUUCAGUUCUUUAGAGAUUUAUCAGCCAGAGUUGAUAGUCUUCUCUGGUUUGCACACAUUCUCAGCACAAGAUCUUGAGGUCAGUCAGAGGAAGGUUAAAGAAAUUGCCACACACUUCCAGAUGCUCCCUAUCUCUGUUCCUGUACAUCUGGAACUGGCUAGCAUGACGGAACCAAACUUUGUCAUAACGUUGCUCAAAAAGCUGAUUCCACUGGUUUCUUCACUUGGCCUGAAUGAAGUGGAACUGGCACAGUUGUCGUACCUAGGCAAAGGACCUCACACCGAACACGGCCCUUCUCUCACAUCAACUGACAGUUCUUCAGGUUUUGCUGUCAACCAGCCAGAAAUCCAUAAAGUCUCCGACAUAAUCUUGUGGUUAUUAAAAACCUUUGGCUACUCCAAAAAGGAUUUCCCUGCAUCCCGACUGACUCGCAUUCAUUUCCACUCCUUGACUUACCACAUUGUAGGGGUCGUACCUGAAGCCUGGGAAAACAGCGAGUCAGCAGCGGCUGCUGGCACUCAGAUAGCAGGGCGGCAAGCUUGUAAUACCGAGCGGUUGGUGUCUGAGGAUGUGAAACUAAAGAUUCCGGAAGCAUUCCGCCUCCAUUCCAAUGCCAAACCACGCUCUCUUGAUGAGAAACGGCCAGUGAUCUCAUGGGAUUUGGAAGGGUAUCACUUUGUCUUCAGCCCUGUUCUGGUCUGUCAACAUCCCAAGAGGACUGUCGGUUUAGGUGACGCAAUCUCGUCUACGGGACUGAUGUACUCAACUUUCAAAACUAAAUAUCGACUAUAAUAGACUACAAGUUGCUAGAACUUCUUUAAAAAAAAAGCAAACAAACAAAAAAAGCAACUGUGAUUAUUUAAAGAAGAAAUUUAAUAUUCUUAAAAAAAAAAAACCCUACCAUUUUGUAAAUAUGAGUGUAUAUAUUGUUGGACUAAUGUUUGGGCUGAAUGAAUAUUUGUGGUAUGACUUGGUGUGGUGUAUAAAUAACUUUUCUAUGUUGGUUAAAAUUUUUAUAACAAAUGGCAUCCUUGAGAAAUAUGUAAAUAAGUCUUCGACGUUUAUAGAAAAUUUAUUCUCAUUAAUUGUUAGGGAUGGAAACAAUAUUAGGAAUAGAAGCAGUCUUAAUUAAUACCAAAUGGUAAUCGUUGGAUCCAAAUUAACAUGGAAAUCUUGUUAGAACAUCAAACACUGUCAUUAACCAUGAGAGAUCCUCUCAUGGAGGCAGUUUUUAUUGAAUGGUGAUACUUAGAAGUUUGUAUUUGUUGCUUUGCCAUGAACGUGUAGUGUUUGAGAGAACUGAGCUACAGAAACACUUUACCCUUUCGUUACCAUCCCAGCUGAAACCACCUCUGGCUCUGCACUACAAAUGUCUUGUUUUCAUAAGCUUUAAAUUAAAAUCUUCCACCAAA
Octopus bimaculoides (California two-spot octopus) is the source of this 2225-nucleotide messenger RNA. RefSeq names its product ADP-dependent glucokinase. Gene Ontology annotation, molecular function: ADP-specific glucokinase activity. Gene Ontology annotation, biological process: glucose metabolic process. The record is from RefSeq and is a predicted model, not a curated record. NCBI's taxonomy places the organism in Eukaryota, Metazoa, Mollusca, Cephalopoda, Octopoda, Octopodidae. Gene Ontology annotation, cellular component: endoplasmic reticulum.